Messenger RNA from Paramisgurnus dabryanus, 908 nucleotides. It is a transcript of the gene cldn18, whose product is annotated as claudin 18. NCBI's taxonomy places the organism in Eukaryota, Metazoa, Chordata, Actinopteri, Cypriniformes, Cobitidae. The record is from RefSeq and is a predicted model, not a curated record. Gene Ontology annotation, cellular component: bicellular tight junction; membrane. Gene Ontology annotation, molecular function: structural molecule activity.
UCAGGACAUUUUCAAACUGUAAGAGCACUGAUGAUAAUGGCCAUUGUCAUUAGUGUAAAUGCAGUUUUGAUCGGACUGUUCUCUCUAAAGUGUGUCAAAAGAAGAAGCAUGGAUCGAUGCAUCAAAGCCAAAAUGACACUAUGUGCAGGGAUUCUGCUUAUUGUUGCCGGUCUUUUUGGCAUAUCUGGACCAUCAGUGUAUGCCAAUGACAUAGUGGCUAGUUUCAUGAUGACCUCUUACUAUCCAAACCAAGGAAAGAUAGGAGUCAUGGGCCAGUACGGAGACGAGAUAGGAAAAAGCGGAAUUGGGAUUGGUGGAUUAGGCAUGGGUGGAAUGGACAUGCUUGCUCCCAGGUAUAUAUUUGGCCCCCUUUAUGUAGCUUGGGUAGGAGGAGCUUUAUUACUUCUAGGAGGAAUUCUGAUGAGCAUCGCAUUCAGAGGAAUGCAAAUGUAAGUUGCAUGUCUAACACUGCCCCUUAAUUUAUUAUUUCCAAAAAUGACACAUGAAUUUCAAACUAAGUCACAUGUUCUAUUUUAGCAACAAUGAUACAGAAAAGCGUCAUGUUUACAAAGCACCAGGCCACUGCAGGCCAGCUGAUGAAGGGGUUGAACAUCAGAGAACAAAAUGAUGCCAAAAUUAUUAAUAGAGGAAGACUGAUGUUUCGUGUCAGUCAAGAAACCAUGCACUGAAGAACUGCUGUAAUAUCUUUGGACGCUAAAUAUAAUCAGAUUAUUGCAAUAAUGAAUGUGUCUGUAAGAAUGUCUUUAUAGUAUUUACUGUGGUAGUGUAUGAAUCAUAUUACUUCAAGAUCCAAAAGUCAAUCACUGUAAAUAAUAUACUAACCAUUAAACUUUAAAAGUGCUAUACAUAAGUACUUGUCUUUUUUGCUUGUUGUUACUAAGACAGGC